Messenger RNA from Perkinsus marinus ATCC 50983, 205 nucleotides. RefSeq lists its product as hypothetical. The record is from RefSeq and is a predicted model, not a curated record. The annotation marks the transcript as partial. The transcript has 2 exons. NCBI's taxonomy places the organism in Eukaryota, Perkinsozoa, Perkinsida, Perkinsidae.
GUACCGGUCCCUGAAAGAGCAGGAUGUCACUGGCAACCCCAACACGGUGACGGCCAGGUGGCUGCCGCAGUUGUCGCAGAAGAUCUAUGAUAUAUUGGAGUUGAUGAUGUAUUUAUUAACGGCUUUGGGAUGGCAGACCUCACGACCGAGAUUGAACAGAACGGAGGUUAGAUUUGCUGGAGUCAUUUCCACCGUGUCGAUGUAG